Symphalangus syndactylus (siamang) is the source of this 842-nucleotide messenger RNA. It is a transcript of the gene RPS23, whose product is annotated as ribosomal protein S23. Gene Ontology annotation, molecular function: structural constituent of ribosome. Gene Ontology annotation, biological process: translation. Lineage: Eukaryota; Metazoa; Chordata; Mammalia; Primates; Hylobatidae. Gene Ontology annotation, cellular component: ribosome; small ribosomal subunit. The record is from RefSeq and is a predicted model, not a curated record.
GCGUCCCGCUCGCAGUGGCUUGGGCAAGGGCGCCUGCGCGGUGAGCGGGUCCCAUGCAACACAUCUGGGAUUGGUAGUCCAUGUUCCUCCGGUCUCCAGCAUUCACAAGAAAAAGGGGGAAAAAAAACCAUGCAAAUUAGAUAUCUCUGAAUUUCUUGAAAAUUAAAUAAGACGCAGAUUCUGGCUCAGGAAAGUGAUGCAAACGCGUCGUUUUCAAAGGAGAGACCCCAGCCUCGGGUCAGGCGCGGCGCAGACAGCGGCGCGGGGUCCUUGGGUUGGGCGGGGCUUGCUCGCGGUGGCUUGUGGCUCCUUCCUGCGCUGCUUCUCUCUUUCGCUCAGACCUGUGGCGCCGACAGGAUGGGCAAGUGUCGUGGACUUCGUACUGCUAGGAAGCUCCGUAGUCACCGACGAGACCAGAAGUGGCAUGAUAAACAGUAUAAGAAAGCUCAUUUGGGCACAGCCCUGAAGGCCAACCCUUUUGGAGGUGCUUCUCAUGCAAAAGGAAUCGUGCUGGAGAAAGUAGGAGUUGAAGCCAAACAGCCAAAUUCUGCCAUUAGGAAGUGUGUCAGGGUCCAGCUGAUCAAGAAUGGCAAGAAAAUCACAGCCUUUGUACCCAACGACGGUUGCUUGAACUUUAUUGAGGAAAACGAUGAAGUUCUGGUUGCUGGAUUUGGUCGCAAAGGUCAUGCUGUUGGUGAUAUUCCUGGAGUCCGCUUUAAGGUUGUCAAAGUAGCCAAUGUGUCUCUUUUGGCCCUAUACAAAGGCAAGAAGGAAAGACCAAGAUCAUAAAUUUUAAUGGUGAAAACACUGUAGUAAUAAAUUUUCAUAUGCCAAAAAAUGUA